AUGAAGGGAAGCAAUUCUGCAAGUGAGCCACAGCUCAAGAUACGAAUCCGUCGCUGGAGACAAUACCAGCCGACAAAAAGCCUAGCGAACGACGAUGGGUGUGGCAAGACGGCUUCGGAGUCAUCAGAUGCGCAUCUGCCAUCUGGGCAUCCAUCUUCACCAUUGACAAAAAGAGUGGGAAUCGAGUUCAUUAACGCAGCACAUCCCCGAGAUGCCACUUCGGCAGUGGCCGUCUCUAGCAUUCGAUCGCAUGCAGCUCGGGGUGUUCAUGCUUCCCGGCGCGCAUCAGCCCUGCCACUAAGUAAGGAUUCGAAGGGAAGAGGAGCACAAGUGGAUACUGGAAAAGUUUCCCAAGUGGUCGUCGUUUGGCCCGCUAGGCUGAAUAUUCCCCGAUUCGAAUGGUUGUUCCAAGGGAGCAGACCUAUCACAAAGCUUGAGUAUUUCCUCUUGGACUACUACGUCAAAUCUGUCAUUCCAGAAUCUCGGGAUUGGUGUGACCAUGGCGAGGGGGAGCUUCCAUUCUUUGAGACCGCGAGCCAACAUUGGCUCCCCUUUAUCGUCUCGGACGAUGGCAUGCUAGCCGGGGUCUUUCUUUCUGCAUGUCGUAAUCUUGUACGGCAUGAGCGGCGAGGACCAGUCGAUUGUGAUUACGCACAUGUGGCAACCAUGUACAAAGUGGAGUGUAUCAGAUCUGUUAACGCAGAUAUUGCUACAGAACAAUGUUCUAUUAGCAAUGCGUCGACUGCAAAAGCGCUAAUGUUGUGCAGCGAUGAGGCUCUGUGCGAGAAUGAGGCGGCUUCGUUCCAGCACUAUGAAGGCAUGAGGCAAAUGAUUCAGCUGAAAGGAGGCUUACCAAACUUUGGCGUUGCAGGGUUCUUGCGCAAAGCCUUCAAAGGGUGUAACAUGUACCAAUUUUUCGGGAAGCCACAUCUUGAAUAUGCCAGAUGAAACGGAGUCGAGUCCAUGCUGCAGACUGCUGGAGCAGGCAGGGGAGCCGACAGGACGAGAAUGCUUCAAUGUUCCUUACGAUGAUGUUUUGUCAUCAGGAAAUGCCAAGUGCGAGCUGGAGAGAGUUUUUCGCCAUCGAAUUUUUGGAAAAUGGAUCUUCAAGAUUUGUGGAGGGCGGCUUGGGGGCUGGAGAAUCACGGUCGUGGCUUGCUUGAUGCUUUGACUCUUGUUAGCGAUCGCGAUUUGCCUCGUGUCCAUUCGCUUGGGAUGGGGAUACAAGAAGCUGUUCCAUUACGGAGCAGUUUUCGGUUGUAAUGUGGGAGAGGCCGCUUCGGAAGAGGAAAUUCGGGAAGAUUAAUUUUGGAAGAUGGAUUUUGGGAAGAUGAUGUAGCAGCCAAGAUGAGCGUGUGCCUACGCGUUCGGGCAGGAGUGUCUUGAUAGCCUUGGUACGUACAGACGUGUCAACCAAAACUAAGCCAAAAUAAAUGAAC
This is a messenger RNA of Trichoderma harzianum CBS 226.95, 1439 nucleotides long. RefSeq lists its product as hypothetical. NCBI's taxonomy places the organism in Eukaryota, Fungi, Ascomycota, Sordariomycetes, Hypocreales, Hypocreaceae. The record is from RefSeq and is a predicted model, not a curated record. Bases 1 to 948 code for a protein of 315 amino acids. The transcript has 3 exons.